ACUAAUACAUCCUCUGUAUAAAUAUAUUCACACACGACCUACACAUUAUAUAAUCCAAACUCGCAUAAAUAAACAAGCAAAACAAAAGAAUGGACAAGUUACACGUAAUCUCUCUGCUACUACUGAUCUCAGCAUCAGUUACAACUUCACAACCCGUGACCGAUCCAAUAGCUUUCCUUCGAUGUCUUGAUCGACAACCAGCGGACACAGCAAGUCCCAACUCCGCAGUCGCUUUCAUACCAACGAACUCAACUUUCACCGCCGUCCUACGUCGCCGCAUACCUAACCUCCGUUUCGACAAACCCACCACUCCAAAACCCAUCUCCGUCGUUGCUGCGGCCACGUGGACACACAUACAAGCUGCUCUAGGAUGUGCACGUGAGCUCUCUCUCCAAGUCAGGAUACGAAGCGGUGGCCACGACUUCGAAGGACUAUCUUACAUUUCCACCGUGCCUUUCUUCGUCCUGGACAUGUUCAGUUUCAAAUCCGUGGACGUGAAUCUAACCGAGAGAACGGCUUCGGUUGAUUCGGGGGCUACCAUUGGAGAGCUUUAUUACAGAAUCGCUCAGAAGAGCAACGUUCUUGGGUUUCCGGCGGGUUUGAGCUCGACAUUGGGCGUUGGUGGACAUUUUAGCGGCGGAGGGUACGGUAACAUGAUGAGAAAGUACGGUUUGUCGGUGGAUAACGUUGUCGGCUCCGGGAUAGUUGAUUCUAACGGGAAUAUAUUCACGGAUCGGGUUUCGAUGGGUGAAGACCGUUUCUGGGCGAUUCGAGGAGGUGGGGCUGCAAGUUUUGGUGUUGUGCUCGGCUACAAGAUCCAGCUAGUACCGGUGCCGGCGAAAGUGACCGUCUUUAAAGUCCGAAAGACCACCAGAGAAGGAGCCGUUGAUCUUAUAAUGAAGUGGCAAAGUUUUGCUCAUAGUACGGAUCGGAAUUUGUUUGUUAGGCUGACGUUGACUUUGGUCAACGGUACAAAGCCUGGUGAAAAGAUGGUUUUAGCUACGUUUACUGGGAUGUAUUUAGGAGGUUCGGAUAAGCUGUUGAGCUUGAUGAACCGGGGCUUCCCGGAAUUAAAGCUGAAGAAAACCGACUGUACCGAGAUGAGAUGGAUCGACUCGGUUCUUUAUUGGGCUGAUUAUCCCAUUGGUACACCGAGUUCGGUGCUACUAAACGCGACGGUCGACAAGAAAUUGUUCAUGAAACGGAAAUCGGACUACGUAAAGAGACCGAUUUCGAGAGCCGGUCUUGGUUUGAUACUUAAGAAGUUGGUAGAGGUUGAGAAAGUUGAAAUGAAUUGGAAUCCGUACGGAGGAAGGAUGGGGGAGAUCCCGAGUUCGAGGACACCUUUCCCACAUAGAGCUGGGAAUUUAUUCAACAUUGAGUACCUCAUAGAUUGGUCGGAGGCUGGAGAGAACGUGGAGAGGAAAUAUUUGGCACUUGCGAAUGAGAUGUAUAGGUUCAUGACCCCGUACGUGUCUAGUAACCCGAGGGAGGCGUAUUUGAAUUACCGUGAUCUUGACAUAGGGUCAAGUAUUAGUUCCACGUACCAAGAAGGUAAAAUCUAUGGGGUUAAAUAUUUCAAAAACAAUUUCGAGAGGUUGGUGGAUGUGAAAACUACGAUCGAUGCGGAAAACUUUUGGAAAAACGAACAAAGCAUUCCGGUUCGAAGAUAAUCAAAUACCACACGAUUUGUUGUGAGCUGUGAAAAUGUGAUCUUGUGAUAUGAAUCAAGACUUAGCAAGAGAAAAAAAAAAUGUAUUAAACUUAUUUGUUCAAUAUAUAUUGUUAUUGAGUGCA
Messenger RNA from Capsella rubella, 1797 nucleotides. RefSeq names its product berberine bridge enzyme-like 10. The record is from RefSeq and is a predicted model, not a curated record. Bases 90 to 1673 code for a protein of 527 amino acids. The transcript has a single exon. Lineage: Eukaryota; Viridiplantae; Streptophyta; Magnoliopsida; Brassicales; Brassicaceae. Gene Ontology annotation, molecular function: oxidoreductase activity; FAD binding.